ACUGUAGAUACCUAUACCGGCUUUGAAAGUACUAUUGUUUCCAGAUAGACAAGUCUAGGUCAAGUUAUACGAAGUUAUAGAUAAGCUUAAUUAUAGUUGACAAGCAAUUUUAUUAUAACCACACAAGCAAGUGACUUGAUUAUUAUGAAGUCCAUUACACUAAAAGAAGUAAGUAGAGUUAUAUCCACUAUACAAGAAGAUAUGCAUAUUUAACCUCUAAAAUUUAGUUACAGACUCUGUAACUGUAACAGAGUGAAUAGUCACCGAGAUUCAUGAGGGUACAAUUUUAAAAAAAAAUCACAAACUCACAAACAAAGUCAAAGAUUUCAAACUUUCAUUCAAAGAUGAAAAUUAGUUGACCCUGGCCUGGCCUUAUUUGUAUAUUCAUGUUAAUAAACAAUAAAUUGGCACAUCGAAAUAAUUAUAAUCUGAAAUAAUCACAUAGUUGAAAUAGUAUAGUAUAAUAAUAAUAUAAUAUAAUAUAACCACUGUGGGAUUAAGAUCUAUAGAGGCCUCCGUAACAAGGGUCUCAAGCCCCAAGACAGACAAAAUUUUGCCUCCCCUCUUGAGCCUCAAUAGAAUUAUAAAUUCUCACCAAUCUCUGUGGGCACUUUGGCCUUUGGAUGCAAUAUCAGUAAAUGUGCAGUUAUCCGUUAACCGCAUGGGUUUUUCCAAGAGUUGUCUCAUCCUAAGCGCAGUGAUGUCACUUUGGGAAAUCCCAACAUUGGACUUGGGGUGACUGGACCAAAGAUUGGAUCUGAACGAUGUGAAGGAUAAAUUUCCGUUUUUCACUGAGCAUUAUUCACGUUAAAAACACAAUCUGACGAUCCAUCCUAUUAUGAAAUUUUCCCUUUGGUUUUUAUUAAAAUUCAACACGCAGAUGUAGUGUUGACACAACUCUGAUUUCACAUUACAAGUGACCACAAGACAGCCAGUUAUUUUUCUCAGUAAUGUGUGUGUAAACAAAAAAAUAUCGCUCGACACACAAGAUGGAAAAGCUACUGGAGAGAAAAUCUUUAAGAAAAUGGAUUCUUGCUUUGCGAUGACUACCACUAUAUACAGUUACCACACUGAAAAUUUACGUAAAUAAACAACUGAAGCUUGUAAAGAAAUGUCUUGUCUUUACGCAGGCAUAUUUUCAGAUAGAAAUAUCAAAAAACAAGUUAGCAUAAGUGCAGAUCUCAUAAUAUGGUUAUUUAAUACAGGUCAGAAGCUGGUACUUGCCUGUUCUAAAGAUAGUUAUCAACUUCUACAAUGAUCGUAUAAAAAAGGACAAAUUGACCUUGCUGUGUGGAAUACUCUCUAAGCACAGCCAAUUAGGGCAGUUGCAAAAUUAUGAUAAAAGGUUUGAUUCAGUUUUGCACACAGCUUUAUGUUGACUUCCGUUAAUUACUUUUUUCUUCAUUGUUUUCUGUAACAGUCCAAUGUAAAAAAUGUCAUUGCUUUACUUUAAACUUUAUAUUACUUUAUAUCUAUAGCCUAUAAUCAACUAGCUGCAUUUCCCAAUCUUUCAAGUUUGGCGGGCUUGUGCACAAGUUGUGAAAUUCCACUAGAGACCUGUUCCAGAUUUAUAAAUUGUAUUUUCUUUUAUUUAACCAUAAAUAUUUAUAUUGUGAGAAUAGGCAGGGUAAGGCUCACGGACCGAUACUAGUCUGCAGACCGCUAUUUGGGGAAUGUUGGACCAUUGCAUAUUUUUUCUUAACUACUUUAACAGGCUGUUCUUCAGCUGAAAAAAGGACUUACCACUGCACAAGAGAUUUGCAUUGCGUGUCAACAAAGGCUUCAUAAAACAAACAAAUUAAACAUGUUUGUAACUGAAACAACCAGUGGAGAAUUACAAAAGCAAAUUCAAUCUUCUAACAAAGCAUACAUUGAAGGUAAAAUAUCAUAAUAAUAAAAAAUAUUUCAUUUAGGUCUCAUCUCUAUUCAUUACUUAAAUUAUAGAGUCCAUGAAUAGUUAAAAUUAAAAUAUUGAACGCUUAAAACUGAAUAAUAUUCAUUAAUUUUAAAGGUGCAGCAAAACCUUUAGAAGGUAUACCUAUAGCAUUCAAAGAUAAUUUCUGCACAAAAGGAGUUCGCACCACAUGUGGAUCUAAGAUGCUUCAGAAUUAUAUACCACCUUAUGAUGCUACCAUGGUUACCAAAUGUAAACAGGCUGGAGGUAUCGUGAUGGGAAAAACAAACAUGGAUGAAUUUGCUAUGGGGUGAGCACUAUUUUUUAUCUUGGUGUAUUUAGUAUUUAUAAUAGUCUCUGACAAUAUUUUAUAAAGACCUUUAUCAUCAGCUUAACUUAAAUAAUUUGAAAUUAUUUAGUCUUAUCUGGAAACACAAAACUAUUUUACUAUUUUUUUAUUAUUACAAAUAUUAUGAGCUGCUUCUGGUUAAUAUACAAGUACUAUUAAGAAUUGAAAUGAGGGCUGUUUAACUUUGGAAUGCAGUUUCAUACUUUCAUAAAUAAUUUUGUAUUUCUUCUUUAGAAAUUGUAUAUUUGCUAAUCUUUUAUGACUGCUAAAAGGUUAUUAUCUGACACAAAUAGGACUCACAAGCCACCUGCAUACUCUUUGCGAAGGACGAACAAAAAAACAAACAAUUGUCUCAGAAAAAACUAUGUCAAAAAAUGAAAUACUUGAUUUAAUAAGAUUUAUGUUUACACAUGGAACGUUUAAAGAUUUAAUCUGCUACUGAAUGGAAAAAGAAUUUUAUGAAUUCUCUUUUGCUGUCCUUAUUAUUAUUUUUUUAAAAUGUAUAUAUAAUGAUGAUAAAACUAAGUGUUACCAUACUAGUCUCUUUAUUUCAGAUCAGGAAGUUUAGACAGUUGUCAUGGCCCUGUUAUAAAUCCAUGGAACCUGGUAGUUUCCCCACACAUUCAUUCUGAACUUUCUCAAAACUCUCCUGCUGAAAGUGAUGACACUGCAAGUUUGAAUGAGCCUGAUUGGUAUAUAUCUGGAGGAAGCUCAGGAGGAAGUGCUGCUGCAGUUGCGGCUGGUGCUUGCUUAGCGUAUGUAAAUUGACAUGUUUUUGUUUGGGAAAUAGGGAAGGGAAGAUAAUGGUGUCAAUAUUACUAGAUUUUAACAUUUCUAUGAAAACAAAGAGCUUUCAAAUUUUUUGCCAAAAGUUAGAUGAAUGAACAAAUGAAGCAAGUUUUCAGUUAUAUAAAAUUGCUUAACACAGUUAAAAUUAAAUUUCUGUUCAUGUUCAUUUGAUAUCUUAAAAUUUAAAAGAAAAAGAUGAUUGCCUACAAAAAUAUGAUAAUUAUCUCUACAGUGCCUUUGGCUCAGACACUGGGGGCUCCACAAGAAAUCCUGCAAGCUACUGUGGAGUCGUUGGUUUUAAGCCUACUUAUGGCUUGUUGUCUCGGCAUGGACUUAUUCCUCUUGUUAAUUCAAUGGAUGUUCCUGGCAUUUUAACUAAAACAGUUGAAGACAGCGCUUUAGUUUUAAGUAUGUAAUAAAUUAGUAUCUGUCUGAUAAAAUCUAUGUUCAGAUCUAUGUUAAAAUAAUCAACUAAUUUCUUACCAGUAUUAAUUUUUUAAUUUCAAAGAUUAACUAGAUUUUUACAUUUGAGAGAGUAAAAAGGCAACCCCCCCCCCAAUUGAUUAAAUGUAAAUAAAUAAGCUCUGAUAUUUAUAAAUAUAUUCUGUACUGUAGGACAAAAUUAAAAAUAUUGAUGCAUAAUUAAUUACGAUACUUGGCAGAAUAAAUGUGUUCUCGAUGAAGAAUUGGCCAAUGGAAAGAAAAUAGUACUGGUACAGUACUUGAAAGAAUUGAAUGAAAAAAAAAAUAUAAUAGGAAUGAAAAUUGAUUGGAAGUAUUAUAUGGCUUGAAGGGUAUAUUCUUUUUACUUAAGUUGAGCACUUGCCAACCAUAAAACUUAUCAAUUUCAUACCUUAUGUGAUAAACAAAUAUGGCUUCCACCCUAUCAAAAUUACUUACAAUUUGUACGAAAUAUGUUUUGGUAAUUGAUAAUUAAUAUCCUUAUCAGAUUCUGUCGCUGGUCAUGACAUACUUGACUCAACUACAUUUACUGAAGCGUACACUCCUUUUAUCAUCAAGGAAGAUUUAGAUUUAUCAAAAGUUCAUAUUGGAAUUCCCAAGGUGACUUUAUUUUUAUGUAUUGUCUUAGAUGAAGGAAAGAGUUUUCCAUUUAGAAAACAGAUAUAAAGAAAACACAUAAUCCCUCUUGGUGGCAUUCUGUUACUCUAUUAUAAAUUUUGUGUAUUCAAGCCAGUUUUGAAUUUGGAUAGGCUAAAACUCAUUUUUUCCAAAUUAGGUAAUGUUUAAAAUGAGACAAUUUUUCUUCAAAAUUAUGAUUAAAUAGAUUAUUGGUCUUCUUUUUUUCAAAAUUAGAUGCUUACUCUGUAACAUAAAAACUUUUAAUUUCUAAUAUUUCUUCUAAUACUGCCAAUCUAACGGAACAAUGGUGACUGCAAUAUUUUCUCUACUACCAAUAAAUUUGUGUACUUCAGGAAUUUCAUGCCCCAUCUUUAUCUGAAGAAGUUCUAAUGUUGUGGAGAAAGACAGCUGAUAUGUUUGAAAAAGCAGGUGCCAAAGUCUCCCAAGUUUCAAUGCCCCAUGCACAGCUCUGCAUUAUUUGUUAUCACGUCUUGUGUUGCUGCGAGGUGGCUUCAAACUUUUCCAGAUAUGAUGGAAUUGAAUUUGGUAAUUUUGACAUUUGUACAAUUUUAAAGGCAAAAAUAAUGCAGAAUUUUAGAGUAGUGAGUAUAUUGAUUUAUUCAAAUGUUUACUCAAAGUUUGUAAAUAGAAAUAGAAUAAAGGUAAAAAUGAAAUUACUGCUAUUUCAAAAGUCUCAGCUUUAUGAAAAUAUAAUAUUGUUCUAUAUGAUUUUUUUUUUUUUUGGUAUUUGAGAUUUAGACUUAACAUUUAUGCAUAUUUUUAUAAAUAAUCCAACAAGGGUUAAGAGAUGGAAGUGAGGAAUCUACAGAGGAACUCUAUGCAGGAAGCAGACACAAAGGCUUCAAUGGUGUUGUGCGUGGAAGAAUUCUGGCUGGCAAUUUCUUUUUAUUAAAAAAGUAAAAUUUCUAAUGCUAGAUUUUACUUCAGCUUGCUCAUACUUUAAAAAAAAAAUAUUUUCACUGUCCUGAGUAUUGUAAAGAAAAUAUUUUAACCUUGUUAAAGUAGUUAUUUAACUUCUUAACCUCUUGACCCUUUAUAUGGGAAAUCUUAUGUAAGUAUUUUAAAGUGUUUUACAACAAAAAAAAACACAUCUAUCUGUUGUUUAUUUUAGGAACUAUACAAAGUUUUUUCUGAAGGCACAAAAAGUACGUAGACUAAUCAGCAAUGACUUCAGACAAGUAUUUUCCACUGGAGUCAACUUGUUAUUGACACCCACAACACUGACUGAUGCGCCACUCCACAGCUGGUUCAGUAAACAAGACAACAGAACUAGAUGUGAGGAACAGGAUAUUUUUACCACACCAGCAAAUAUGGCAGGUUGGUUUGUCCUUAAAAGUUAAUACUACAUAUUUUCCUGUUAAUUAUUUGCUGUGCAUUCUUUUUUUAAAGUUUAUUUUAAUCUAUCCCAGCCCUGUGGCGCUUCAGCCCAUUUAAGACUUUAGUCUUCCUCACCACUUCCUUACACUCUGACGUGAUGCUUUUAUUUUCCAUUCCAUGUCUGGAUUCUUAGCUGCUGUAAAUCUUUUUCCACAUCAUCUAUCUAUUUAAGCCUUUGUCUGCCUUUGGGCAGUUUUUCUCUAGGGUUUUGGUUGUGCACCCUCUUCACUCCUCUGUCUGCCUUAUUAAGUGUCCAGCCCAGCCUGCCCUUUUUUAUUUCUGCUACCAGCGUUGGAAUCCUGAUAUAAUCCAUACAAUUUCUGUUUGGUUUGUUUCUUCGGUGGUCCAUUUAUUUUAAGUUUUAUGUUUUUUUAUUUCACAAUUUAGAAUUAAGUAUCGACGGUAGUGUUACCGGUACUUAGAAAAUAGAAGCGGUAGUCCUUUCACCUUAAAAAAUUAUAUGAAAAGGUAAUUUCAAUAAAACAUAGUUAACAUUCAUAACGCUAAAAUUAAAAAGUAUAACAUUACAUUAUUUCAUAUUAACUGUGGAUACAUUUCUGUUUAUGCAGUUUAUGCCAACUUGUUAAUAUGGCUAGCCAAUGUUCCUCUUGUAACAACAUGCUGCUACUGUAUUAUUUACAUGCUGACGUAAUGGGCUUUUCCUCCUCUUGGAGGUAUUUUGUUCAGCACACUUGGCAUCAUCUCUUGGCACCUCAGUAGUUUGGGACCUGUGAUUUAUUUAUUAGACUGAAUUUGAAUUUAACAUUGGUAAUUUUUCAUUUUUUUAAAUGUUUAUUUUUCUAAAUGGAGUUAUGCUCAUUGGGGUUUACAACAAAAGCAGGCUUAGCAGGCAUGAGUUAAAUAGUGUAUGGUGAAAGUUUUCAUAUCAUGCUCUUGAUAAUUUGGAAAUCUAGGAGUAAAUGAUUUAUCUUUCAGCAUACUGGUUGUACUUUUGAGUGUCACAAUAAUUUAAUUAAAAAUCAUAAAAAUAUAUGAUUUUUCAAGGUGUUCCUGCAAUGAGUCUACCGCUUGGGCUGUCCAGACAAGGCCUGCCAUUAAGUUUACAGCUGAUUGGACCACAUUUUAGUGAAUCAUUACUACUUUCUGCAGCCCACUGGUUAGAAAAAGAUGCAAAGUUUUCACACUUGGACCUAGAUUUUUUAGAGUUUUCAGAUAAAUCAUUCAGAAGAGCCUGAAUGUAAAAUAAAAUGAUCUUUACUCCUGUUAAUAAAAAUGUAAUAAAAUUGUUUUAUGCCCUAUAACUAUAAUAUUAAUUAGCUUCUAUGAAGGAAAGUAAUGUUAGCUAUCAUUAUAUUAUUUAUAAUAAAGUGAUUUAAAAUUUGUAAA
This is a messenger RNA of Lymnaea stagnalis (great pond snail), 6857 nucleotides long. The record is from the annotation of a GenBank genome assembly. NCBI's taxonomy places the organism in Eukaryota, Metazoa, Mollusca, Gastropoda, Lymnaeidae.